This is a messenger RNA of Arabidopsis lyrata subsp. lyrata, 1146 nucleotides long. Its product is annotated as nucleolin 1. Bases 72 to 869 code for a protein of 265 amino acids. Gene Ontology annotation, molecular function: nucleic acid binding. The record is from RefSeq and is a predicted model, not a curated record. NCBI's taxonomy places the organism in Eukaryota, Viridiplantae, Streptophyta, Magnoliopsida, Brassicales, Brassicaceae. The transcript has a single exon.
AACAACAGUCAAGGGUUAUUGUCUCUCGAAAACCUAGAAUCGUUCUUUCUCUUUUCUUGUCAAUAUUCUCCAUGGCUGGGUCUAGCAAGAAAUCCGACACCAAAAGUGAAGCAGCAGCUCCUGCUGUGAUUAAGGCCACGAAGUCUCAGGAUUCAAGGACCAAAGUACAUCUGAAGAAGCCGAAGAAAGUCGUGAUUGCUCCUGCCGAGAAGAAAAAGAUCACGAAAGGAUUCGUCAGGAAAAACUUUGAGAAGAAGGAGAUGAUCAAAGAAUUCGCUGAUCGUCUUCAGCGUCUCGAAGCAAAGGUGGAUUUGUUGGUAACAAAGGCGGAUUUGUUGGCAACAAAGGCGGAUAUACAGGAGCUUUUCAUCCCAGCCAAGUGUGAGAAAGUUCCUGCCAUGAAACCACUUGCUAAGGCUGCUUCUGACAGCGAUGACUCAUACAUGGACACCUCUUCGGAGGAUGAAUCAUCUUCUGGUGAGGAACUUGCAAAGAAACCUGCUGCAAGUGCCGCCAAGCCAGCUGCUAAUAAUUCUUUAUUCUCUGUUGGUGGCAAUGGUCAAUCGUUCUCUGUUACGGGAUUUGACUCUUCCCUUCCUGUGGAUGAUAUCAAGAGCGCAUUGAGUAUAUAUUUCAGUUAUUUUGGGGAGAUCACACGCGUAUUUGUUCCCCCAAGCCACGGAACCGGUGGUUCCUUAGGAUAUGCUUACAUUGAUCUGAUAGAAGGAGCAGACAAGGCGUUGGAACUUGGUACACAUGACGUGGGAGGAUGGAAUCUUGUAGUUGGUAAGGCUGAACCAAUACGCAGUGGAAGUACUUGGCCUUUUCCUGGCCGUUGUGGCAAUCAGGGCCGUUGUACCUUCUGUUGAAGGCUUGAAGCUUUGGUGGUAAUUUACCACUGGUAAAGUUAGACACUGCUCGUGGAAAUAGACCUAGUUUUACUCCCUCCCUAAAGUAAGAAGACUAACUAGAAGCAGAGGAAGAUAUGUGGUGUUUUAAUUUGUGAUACAAUGCAACAUUUUUAUUACUUGUGAGUUUUUUCUUUAGGUUCUAGUUAAGUUUUUGUCCAAUGUUAAUGUAAACUCAAUUUUGAGUUCUAUUGGUUUUAAAGAAGAAAUAAAAACUCAGGUCGCGAGUACUUGUUAA